AGCUAAGUUAACGCGACUCAAGUUAAGGUGCUCAAGUACACUGAAUCAUUGCAACUCACUGAACAGAAAACGUCAAUACAAGCAAAGGGAUGACCUAAUUUCAGGGCCGGAUAAGGGUCAGUGUACCAACCAUGAGAACUGCAUGAGCAGGCCCAGGACAGUGCAAUAAUUGCAUCAAGUUUAACCGGGUCCGAUCGAUGUGAGGGUAUUUACCUCUCCGGGCGAAAAUAAUCCGGUGCCGGUGAUGUCAGAGUGGAGCGUAGUACGCUUGCGCGGCCGGUGGUGAGUAGCCGGGCGUCAGUCGGUUGCCGGCCCGCGUGAAUCGGGCGCGCGAGUCAAAAUAUGCCGCCCCGCGGCGGCCGGUGAGGCGGCGGCCCCGCCGACCGCCCCGGGUCGACGGGCCAAGCCAGCUCCUAAGACAAGAGCCUCACCAUGUCUUUGCUCAGCGUCACAGUUAAAAAAGCGCGUUAUGUUGGUAUACAAGCAACACAAUUCAACACGUACGUGACACUCAAACUGCAGAAUGUCAAGUCGACGACGGUGACAGUUAAGGGGCCCACACCGUGCUGGGAGCAAGAUUUCCUGUUUGAAACCAACGACAUCAACCAGGGCUUACUAGUAGAGGUGUGGAACAAAGGCGUCAUCUGGGACCGGGCUCUCGGCUACCACUACCUGCCUCUCACCUCCGUCGCUUACAACGAGGAGUGCGGCGGUCGUUGGGUGGAGCUCGAAGCCCAGUUGAUGAUGCGAGGCGGGGCCGUUGUGGGCACCACGGGGCCCACGGGCCACGCUCUGCUGCUUGACUGCCGGUUUGAACCGCCUUUCGACGCAGAAGGCACGGGGGGCGCCGACUUACAGCGCAAGUUGGACCUUCUCAACGGUGCCCUCGACGCCGAACGCGCCGAACAGGCUCGCCGGCAGAUGCAGUAUAUAGCUCAUUCGGGUUACUCCGAGGAUUCCGACUACACGUCGGACCUCAACUAUCCCGUGGGUCAGCACGCCAACUGCAGCGCCUCGCAGUUCCGUACCGCUGCGCAUCAAAUGCACACGCCACAGAGAUCACUGGAGGUGUCCAGAGAAAAUUCAUCGGAGAGGGAGGAGUAUCAUAUGCACGGAGACACCGACCCGCUUUACUACAAUAGUCAGCCAAGAACAAAUAGGUUAGAAACGUGGUCACAACUUCAUGCUCAAACAAGCGUUGAAUCUGCGAUAUCUUGGCGAACAGCCGCCGAUUGGCAAUCUGCAGAAGACCAAAGGCGGCCAAGCCUCGAGAGGCAGAACACGCUUUACGACGAAAGUAUGGGCUACGGUUAUGACCCGUUUUCCAACAGCACGCACAUUAGGGACCAUUCGCAUUUAUCGCAGCAACCCAGCUACGAAGAGUACUACGACUCAAGUAGCUACCCGUACCAGAUGUCGUACCCGGCGGAGGACUCGAGGCAGUGGGACAGCGGCGGGCGCUAUUUCUACGAUGAGUGCUACGGGCUCACGCCGACUGAAUACGAGAACAUAGUUAAUAAGAGGCGGUCUUCUGUCGUUCAGUUGCCACAAGUGCCGCAUAAACAGCUACCGGCGUCCUCUCGGUUUUCGGACUUCAACGGCAUGGCGCCAUACAGACCGCGGCAGCGGCGGACCGCCGCGAGUCUUCCUGCAACCCCCUCGUCGACGCCGAAGCGCGGGCGCGCGCUGCCGGUGCCGCCGGGCAGCGAGUCGGGCUCCGUGCGCUCCCGCGGAGGCCGCCGGCUGCCGCGCGCGCCCCGGGCGCCCGAGCAACACGUGCCUUACCUACCCGAACCUGUCAAAACGAUACCGGACGUGAGCUAUGGUUAUGACAGCUACGGGUACCAGCCGGAAUACCAGGACGCCGUCACCGAGCAAUAUCAGGAUCAUAAUUAUAACACGAACUACGAUGAAGAUGGAAUGCAGCCUUUCUUUGAUGAAACCCCACACGCUACACCUCCUGCCGCAGCUCAAAAAACUCCGUGGAGUGAAACGGAAACAACGACACAAUUCACAUAUCCAGUUACUAGUGAAGAAGACUCUUUAGUUCCCUUAUCCGUGCCAUCAACUAUAUCAGCGUAUUUACCGCAACCCCCAGUUACUACCCAACACGAUGUUUAUCAAGACCAAAGCUAUAAACAAUACGAUUUACAAUACGACACUCAAUCACAAUACCAGACAUACGAUCAGCAACAACAAUAUCAGGAGCCACAUAGUCAGUACAUGGAUCAAACACAAGACUAUCAGCAGCAAUUUGAACAAGAACAAUAUCAGGAUUCACUAAAACAACAGCAGCAUUUGCAACAGGAACAACAAUAUCAAGAACAGUUUGCGUUGCAGCAGCAAAGGCAACAACAAGAACAGCAAUUGAGGCUGCAACAACAACAGCAACAACAACAAUUGCAGCAGCAGCGACAACAAAAGCAGCCAACGCAGCAAAUCCAAGCGAGCGUUCUUACUGGAGCUGCAACGCUAGGAAACUUUAUGGCUGGCAGUGCUAAAAAACUCGGAAGUCUAUUUGGCUCUGCCGCUGCAGCUAUUGCACCACCUGUAGUGAGUCUUCCGUCUGCAGCCGGUUCAGUUCCUGCGACUACAACCCAUUACAUACAAUCAUCAGUUAUAGCACCAGUGACGCCUUUUACGAGUACAACAACUCUACCCGCAUCCGUCCCCGACGUAUCGCCGCCAGUGCCCACCGCAACCACCUCAGCAUCUAUCACAUUACCUCGAACACCGUCGCUUAGAAGACAAGAGUCUAUACAAAGACCUUCUGUGCAAAGGACACGGACGUUGCCCGAUGCACCAGAAGAAUUACCCCCUUCGAGUUAUGACGAAAGUGCCUACGAAGAUGAGUACCAUAAGACUGAAUACGAUCAAUCUGUUGAACGUGAUAGAACAGGAUCUUUGGAUAGGUAUCACGACGAUGAAUAUGUGCAUGAUACAAUCCCUGAAGAGAUCCUAGAAGAAGGCCAUUUGCCAGAAGAGGGUGCUCAGCAAAGCCCCUCUAUCCAGAAAACUGCUUCGCCGACUAGAUCCGGCUCUGUAAUAAGGAAACCUUCUUUGGACAGCUACCAUAGCCAAACCCCGUCGAUAGUUGAUCGGAGAACUUCUCAAAGCUCUUUUCAUCUUGAGGAGAAACUAACUGUCCCUACCACAAAAGAAGAAACAAUUGCUGACAAAGCAAAAGUCAAAUUUCAAGAAGAACGCCCGACAUUUCACGAAGUGCCUGAAGAACCAGAGCAAUUCGAAAGACGAGAAUCUUAUGCCAACCGCGAAGAAGAAGACAGGGAAUCGUUCCAUGAGGAUGAGCCUUUUAGCGAGGAGCAGGAAAAGUUCGAUGAUCAGGAACAGUUUAACGAAGGAGACGAACAUUAUAAUGAAGAUGAGGUGUUCCAAGAUGACCAAGAAGACGCUCAUGAAGAGGAACAGUUGGAAUUCCAGCCUGAGAAGCCGAAGCUGACGCCGAGGCAACGGUGGCACCGCGCGUACAACAAGAUCGUGAUGCAGCUAAAUAAUGGUUCCGGAGGAUUCAAUGAAGGAAAAGGAAAUGGCCACCCGGGAGAUAACCCCUUCUACAGUAACAUUGACAGUAUGCCUGACUUUCAACCACCACGUAAAUACAUCCCGCUCGUCUCUGAACUUACUAUGGCUGCCACAAAAAGGAAUGCAGGUUUGACAUCAGCUGUGCACCGGGCCACGUUGAACGAUGAAGAAUUGAAAAUGCACGUUUACAAGAAAACAUUGCAAGCGCUCAUAUAUCCCAUCUCAUCAACAACGCCCCACAACUUUCUGCUAUGGACCGCCACUUCCCCCACGUACUGCUAUGAAUGCGAAGGCCUUCUGUGGGGUAUUGCGAGGCAGGGCGUCCGUUGUACCGAGUGCGGUGUCAAGUGUCACGAGAAAUGCAAGGAUUUGCUCAAUGCCGAUUGCCUGCAGAUGUGUUUCGCAGGGGCUGCCGAGAAAUCUUCGAAGCACGGGGCAGAGGACAAGGCUAACUCCAUCAUAACCGCCAUGAAAGAACGAAUGAAGCAACGCGAGAGAGAUAAGCCGGAGAUAUUCGAGCUAAUCAGACAGGUGUUCAGCAUGGAGCCCGAGCCGCACGCCGCACACAUGAGCACCGUCAAGCAAUCUGUCCUCGAUGGCACGUCAAAAUGGAGCGCCAAGAUAGCUAUCACAGUUAUCUGUGCUCAAGGGUUAAUCGCCAAAGAUAAGAGUGGGACCUCGGACCCCUACGUCACUGUCCAAGUCAGCAAAGUCAAGAAGCGGACCAGAACCAUGCCUCAAGAAUUGAACCCCGUCUGGAACGAAAAAUUUUACUUUGAGUGUCAUAAUUCAUCGGACCGCAUCAAAGUACGCGUGUGGGAUGAGGACAACGACCUGAAAUCUAAGCUUCGACAAAAGUUGACGAGGGAGUCUGACGAUUUCCUGGGACAGACGAUCAUUGAAGUUCGAACGUUGUCCGGUGAGAUGGACGUGUGGUACAACUUGGAGAAGCGGACGGACAAGUCGGCGGUGUCCGGCGCAAUCCGGCUACACAUCAAUGUCGAGAUCAAGGGUGAAGAGAAGGUGGCGCCAUAUCAUGUCCAGUAUACGUGUCUCCACGAGAACCUGUUCCACUACCUCUGCGAAGAGACGGGCACGGUGACGUUACCCACGGCGAGAGGGGACGACGCGUGGAAGAUCUACUUCAACGAAAACCCGGAGGAGAUCGUCGAUGAGUUUGCUAUGAGAUACGGCAUCGAAGCUAUCUACCAAGCUAUGACGCACUUUCACUGUCUGUCGACCAAAUACUUGUGCGCGGGUGUGCCGGCGGUAAUGUCUACGCUUCUGGCGAAUAUCAAUGCGUACUACGCUCAUACCACUGCUUCUUCUGCCGUGUCGGCUUCGGACCGAUUUGCCGCAUCCAAUUUCGGGAAAGAGAAGUUUGUCAAGCUACUGGACCAGCUGCACAAUUCGCUCAGGAUAGACCUGUCGAUGUAUCGCAACAACUUUCCGGCCUCCACGGCUGAGAAGCUCAUGGACCUCAAGUCUACCGUCGAUCUGCUCACUAGUAUUACGUUCUUUAGGAUGAAGGUCCAAGAGCUAAGCAGCCCGCCGAGAGCAAGCACUGUUGUCAAAGACUGUGUAAAAGCCUGCUUGAGAUCGACGUAUCAAUUCCUCUUCGAGAAUUGUAACGAUCUCUAUAAUAGAGAAUACCAGCCACUUGUCAAUUCAAAGGUGGAUCCGAACGAAGCGAAGCGCGACGGAGACCACGGGCCGCAGUUGGACUCAGUGGACUUUUGGCAUAAGCUGAUAGCACUGAUUGUGUCGGUCAUAGACGAGGACAGGAACAGUUACGCGCCUGUAUUGAAUCAGUUUCCGCAGGAGUUGAAUAUUGGACAGCUGUCGGCAGCGACAAUGUGGUCGCUAUUUGCAGUGGAUAUGAAAUACGCGCUCGAAGAACACGAACAGCAUAGGCUCUGCAAGUCUUCCGCUUAUAUGAAUCUACACUUCAAGGUAAAAUGGCUGCACACGCAAUACGUGAAAGACGUGCCGCCGUACUGCGGCGCGGUGCCCGAGUAUCCCGCCUGGUUUGAGCCCUUCGUGAUGCAGUGGCUUAAUGAAAACGAUGACGUCUCGCUCGAGUACCUUAAUGGUGCUUUCAACAGGGAUAAAAAGGAUGGGUUUCAAAAAUCAAGCGAGCACGCGCUCUUCAGUAACUCCGUGGUGGACGUGUUCACCCAACUCACGCAGUGCUUCGACGUUGUGUCCAAACUGGAAUGUCCUGACCCGGAGAUAUGGAAGCGGUACAUGAAGAGGUUUGCGAAGACCAUCGCCAAAGUGUUGGAAGCUUACGCUGACAUCGUGAAGAAAGAGUUUCCUGAGCAUUUGAAAGAAGAGCGGGUGGCUUGUAUACUGAUGAACAACAUCCAACAACUACGUGUGCAACUUGAAAAGAUGUUCGAGGCUAUGGGCGGCACCAAACUUGAGACUGAUGCGGCGGACAUUCUGAACGACCUGCAACAAAGCUUAAACAGCACGCUUGACGAGCUCGCUUCCAUGUUCGCUAACAGCUUGGAGACCAGGAUAACAGCCAGUGUGAAGGAGCUGGGCGAUCUGCUGCAAAAGGUUGGCGGCGGCAACGCGCCGGGGCAACCUCAACCGCCCGUACAUCACGAGGCUGAUGAAGUGCUAAGGCCGCUCAUGGAUAUAUUGGAUGGUUCUCUGACUAUGUAUGCGGAGUCCUGUGAAAAGACUGUUCUUAAACGACUGCUCAAGGAAUUGUGGAAGAUAGUAAUGAAAAUCCUCGAAAAAACCGUAGUGCUUCCGCCUAUGACUGAUAAGACGAUGAUGCUGAAGAACUUAACCAACAACGCGAAGAACCUCGCAGCGAACGCCAAGAUCGAAGAUAUGACGCAACUCUUCAAGAGCACUGUUGGCAAGCAAGACGUCAAGCACGCGCUGUCUGGAGUUAUGGAUAUAUCUAAAGAGCAUUUGUCAGCCGAGAAGAGUCUGACUCCAAAGCAGUGCGCGGUGCUAGACGCCGCUCUGGACACCAUAAAGCAAUACUUCCACGCCGGCGGGAACGGGUUGAAGAAGACGUUCUUGGAAAAGAGCCCAGAGCUUCAGUCGCUGCGAUACGCCCUAAGUCUGUACACGCAGACGACGGACACAUUGAUCAGAACGUUUGUCACAAGUCAGCAAAAUCAAGAUGCAGCAGUGGCUGAAGAAGGAAGCGUCGGAGAAGUUUCGGUGCAGGUUGAUAUAUUCACGCAUCCAGGAACUGGGGAGCAGAAAAUCACUGUGAAAGGCAAGAAUUACCAUAAACUAUCUAGUAAAUCCAGUUUAUAA
This is a messenger RNA of Cydia amplana, 6831 nucleotides long. RefSeq names its product protein unc-13 homolog B-like (gene unc-13). Gene Ontology annotation, cellular component: presynaptic membrane; terminal bouton; plasma membrane. Bases 433 to 6831 code for a protein of 2132 amino acids. Gene Ontology annotation, biological process: synaptic vesicle maturation; synaptic transmission, glutamatergic; neuromuscular junction development. The transcript is spliced from 40 exons. NCBI's taxonomy places the organism in Eukaryota, Metazoa, Arthropoda, Insecta, Lepidoptera, Tortricidae. Gene Ontology annotation, molecular function: phospholipid binding; calmodulin binding; calcium ion binding. The record is from RefSeq and is a predicted model, not a curated record.